This is a messenger RNA of Hansenula anomala, 246 nucleotides long. It is a transcript of the gene MRX7, whose product is annotated as Mrx7p. NCBI's taxonomy places the organism in Eukaryota, Fungi, Ascomycota, Saccharomycetes, Phaffomycetales, Wickerhamomycetaceae. The transcript has 2 exons. The record is from RefSeq and is a predicted model, not a curated record. Bases 1 to 246 code for a protein of 81 amino acids.
AUGAAGUCUCCAAGAAACCUUGAAGAGUUUCUUUACUUGAAACUGAUGAAUAGUCCAGCAUUCCAUCGAUUUGUAAGAAAUAUAUACUUUAAAGUCAAUGGUAUACAACCUCCAACCCGCCCACUUCAUGAGCAACAUGCAGCAGACCAUUUGUUUCAACCAACUUCUGCACAAAAGUUUAAAGCUUACAGACUACUUUUCUAUGAUGAAUGGAGAGCUACAUUUGGAUUUCCAAGAAAGCAUUAA